AUGCUGUCGGGCCAGUGGUGGCCAAGUACUUGGGGGAACCUAGGACUAGGGCCCAAAAACACUUCUCAGAGACCCCAGCUCUGUGCCCUCUAUGCCUUCACUUACACUGCGGCAGAUGGCCGGCAGGUGUCUAUGGCUGAAGGGGACAGGUUCCUGCUGAUUCGGAAGACCAACUCUGACUGGUGGUUGGCAAGGCCCCUGGGAGCACCACCCGCCUCACGACCCGUCUUUGUACCAGCUGCCUACGUGACCGAGGAGUCCAUCUGUUCCCCGAGCCCAACCACCGUCACCGCCAGGCAGCCCCUCUGGACUCGUGGGCCAAAGGGGUUUCCUGGCUCACUGGAGGAGCUGCACCCACCUCAGGCCACCCCAGGCAGAGCCCAGUCUGCAUCGCAGCAGCCUCCUUCUCUUCCCCCCACGAUCUGUGGAAGUGUCAGUGUUACCAAUCUGAGGCCCACUCUCCCGAAGCCCUCCCAGGAUGGACAAAGUAGAAGAUCUCUCUCCCGGGAGAACUUGCUGACAGAGGCCAAUGCCAAUGCGGCUGGACCCCAGCUCCUCAUGUCAGAGCCCCCCGUGUACUGUAACUUAGUGGACCUUCGCCGCUGUCUCCAGUCCCCACCCCCAAGCCCUGCGUGCCCCCCGCUGCAGAGGCUGGACGCCUGGGAGCAGCACCUGGACCCUGACUCCGGACUCUGCUUCUACAGAAACGCGCUGACGGGCUGCAAGUCCUGGAAGCCUCCCCGCCGCACUCGAACCCCAGAGACGAACCCUGGCUCCAUGGAGGGAACACAGACCCUGAAUAGGGACAACGGUGUCCUGCCACCUCAGGCAAAGAGCUCAGAAUCGGACACCGGGUCCCCAGAACUGCUCAACCCCCAGGGCUCACCCCGCCUCCACCCGCGCACCUCCCAGCUCAGCCCCUCAGACCACCCGCCUGCAGCCCGGCAGCCCCUCCGGCCUCUGCCGCAGGUCCUGGACGACCCUCAUGAGGUGGAGAGGUCGGGCCAACUCAACGUGACGAAGAUUGCCCAGGGGGGACGCAAGCUCCGGAAGAACUGGUGCCCAUCGUGGGUGGUGCUAGCGGGUAACAGCCUGAUGUUUUACCGAGAGCCACCCCGGGUGGCACCCUCCUCUUCAGCCUGGGGGCCAGCGGGCAGCCGACCCGAGAGCAGCGUGGACCUGCGCGGGGCGGCCCUGGCCCACGGCCGGCACUUGUCCAGCCGCCGCAACGUCCUGCACAUCCGCACGGUCCCGGGCCACGAGUUCCUGCUGCACUCAGACCUGGAGGCCGAGCUGCGCGCCUGGCACCAUGCGCUGCGGGCGGUCAUCGAGCGCCUGGACCGGGAGAACCCGCUGGAGCUGCGCCUGUCAGGUUCGGGGCCGGCGGAACUGAGCGCCGGGGAGGACGAAGAAGAGGAGUCGGAGCCGGUGCCCAAGCCACUGCUUCGUUUUGGCGGCCGCCGGAGCUCCAGUCGCUGCCCAGAAGGAACCGAACAGAACCGCGUGCGGAACAAACUGAAGCGGCUGAUCGCUAAGAGGCCGCCCUUGGAGAGCCUGCAGGAGCGGGGCCUGCUCCGAGACCAGGUGUUCGGCUGCCAGCUGGAAUCGCUGUGCCAGCGGGAAGGAGACACUGUGCCCAGCUUUGUGCGGCGCUGCAUUGCUGCUGUAGAUAAGAGAGGCCUAGAUGUGGAUGGCAUCUACCGGGUGAGCGGGAACUUGGCAGUGGUCCAGAAACUUCGCUUCCUGGUGGACAGAGAGCGGGCAGUCACCUCCGAUGGGAGGUACGUGUUCCCAGAGCAGCCCGGACAAGAAGGCGGGUUAGAUUUGGACAGUGCUGAGUGGGAUGACAUUCACGUGGUCACUGGAGCCCUGAAGCUUUUUCUCAGGGAGCUGCCCCAGCCGCUGGUACCCCCACUGCUGCUGCCCCAUUUUCGUGCUGCCCUCGAGCUCUCGGAGUCAGAACAGCGCCUCUCUCAAAUAAGAGAAUUAAUAGCCUCAAUGCCGAAGCCCAACCAAGACACUCUGCGGUUCCUCCUGGAGCAUUUAUGCAGGGUGAUAGCUCACUCAGAUAAGAACCGCAUGACCCCCCACAAUCUGGGAGUUGUGUUUGGACCGACCCUGUUUCGGCCGGAGCAGGAGACAGCUGACCCCGCAGCCCACGCUCACUACCCGGGGCAGCUGGUCCGGCUGAUGCUCACGGACUUCGCCAGCCUCGCCUCCUGA
This is a messenger RNA of Pipistrellus nathusii (Nathusius's pipistrelle), 2223 nucleotides long. The record is from the annotation of a GenBank genome assembly. NCBI's taxonomy places the organism in Eukaryota, Metazoa, Chordata, Mammalia, Chiroptera, Vespertilionidae.